CGCGCGGUGUCCCCGGGCCGGGCCGGGUCGCACCCCGGGCCCCCAGCGAGCCCCCGCCCCAGGCCGGCCCGCGGGAAGGGCCGGAGCGAGCCCGCCUGUGGUCCGGGCACAGCCCUCACGCUGCUCAGCCGCCCUCUGAGACCCUCCUCAGCCCCAGACGUCGGAACCGGGACCGGCUCCCUGGGAAUACCGGGAGGUAAGGCGAGGAUCUGAGCAGCCAGGAGGGCUGAGGAAAAGCAUCUCUCAUCCGUACCGAGCACAGCACCAAAGGGGAGGUGCCGGCCGCUCCGUGCAGCAGGACAAGCGCGGUGUCGGUCACAGAGCCCAGUUCAACACCUCGGCCACCCACGGCCAGCAGCGCAAGCCGCCGAGCAGCUGCAGGUGCCACCACCAAACAUCGGCCGGAGACGCGCCGGGACAAGGCUCCCAGGGCACCGGGGGCACGGCACAGCAUGGAUCAGUCGCCAGGAUCAGACCCUUCACAGGAACCACAAAGUGCCUACCCACAAAAUGCCUAUGAAGGUGGGCAUGGCCCUUACCAGCCACACGAACCGGGUUAUGGUCUUGACCAGCCCGGAUACAGCCCGUAUGAUGAUGAGAUUCCCGAUCCCCAAGCCCGGAUGCUGGCAAUCAAGAAUGCAAAAGCCUAUUUACUGAAGACCAGCACAAAAUCUGGCCUGAAUUUAUAUGAUCAUUUUGCUAAUAUACUAACAAAGAUCCUGGACGAACAGCCCACAAAUACAGUAGACAUAAUUGAGAAUAUCAGCAAGGAUGUGAAGUGGGAGCAGUUUCGGAAAAAAAUGGACACUCUUCGAGAUGAACAUCUGAUCCCUCCAACAUUUGAAGCUGCAGAAAAGUAUAAAGCUUUGUUUGUCAAGGAAGGUGGAGAAGAUGAACAUGAAGAACUAGAAGAAGAGAUGGGAAAGCCCUCUCUACCAAAUGUGAUGGAAACAGCCUUUUAUUUUGAACAGGCUGGAAUUGGCCUGAGCAAAGAUGAAUCCUAUUACAUAUUCCUUGCCCUUAAAAACCUAAAUAAUGUUCAGCCAAUCCAGACCUGUCGCUUCUGGGGCAAAAUUUUGGGCCUGGAAAUGAACUAUAUUAUAGCUGAAGUACAGUUACGGGAAGGGGAAGAGGAGGAGGAAAUAGGUGAGGAAGAAGAGGAAAUUAUUGCAGAAGGACAGAAAGAGAUAGGUCAGGCUGAAGAAGAAGAUGAGCAGAAAGAAAAAGAACCUGAACCACCAAAGUCCACCUAUAAACCGCCACCUGAUAUCCCAAAAGAAGCAAAUGGGACUGGGACUAAUAAAUAUGUCUACUUUGUCUGUAACGAGCCAGGCAAACCCUGGGUGAAGUUGCCUCCAGUGACACCAGCCCAGAUUGUCUGUGCCAGGCAAAUCAAGAAGUUCUUCACUGGUCGCUUGGAUGCUCCUGUUGUGAGCUUCCCUCCUUUUCCUGGAAAUGAGGCCAAUUACCUGCGUGCACAGAUAGCUCGAAUCUCAGCAGGAACCCAUGUCUCUCCCACUGGAUUUUACCAGUUUCCAGAGGACGAAGAAGAAGAAGAAGAAGAAGGAGCAGAUACAUAUGAAGAAAACCCUGAGUUUGAGCCUCCUCCUGUGGCUGAAAUGGUGGAGUCCCUCGCCACGUGGGCACACCACGUCAAGGAAAUUCUAAAGCAGGGUCGCUGUGUUUGGACUAAUCUUGCUCAAAAAUCAGAGGAAAAUGAAGAAGAUGAAGAGGAGGAAGAGGAGGAGGAAGAAGAGCAACAGGAAGAAAGAGGACAACCCCUUCUUACUCUAAUCUCUGAAGAUGAAGGCAUGAAAAACAUCCCUGCAUGGACGGCUCAGGCUUCUACAAACCUGAUUCCGGAAUAUUCUGUUGCAAUCCUGCAGUCUAACCGAUGGCCUGGAGCUUAUGCCUUUGCAUCUGGCAGGAAAUUUGAGAACAUCUAUUUUGGCUGGGGUCACAAAUACAAUCCAGAAAGCCACACUCCUGCACUGCCCCCGCCAGCAGAAGCAGAAUUCCCCAGUGAGCCAGGAAUCACUGAGACAGUAGACCCCACUGUGGAAGAGGAAAUGGCUUUCAAGGCUGCACAGGAAGAAGCCUUAGCUGCAGCUGAGGAAGAGGAAGAUGAGGAAGGGGAAGAUGAUUAAAAUACAGAAUAAAACAGAUGUUUUAAAAGUUUGAACAUAAAAAGCAUUUUCUUUUUUAGUCAUUUUUAGUUGUUUUUUUAGUAAAAAAAUUUAGUCUUUUUUUUGCUGACCUCAAAUUAUUUUUGAGUGUGCCUUCUUUUUUGAUUUCUGUAGGCUUUUCUUUGCAGCUGUCUUCCUGUCCUUCCCCACCCCUCAAACCUGUUCACACUGGCACGAAGGCUUUUUGUGUUUGUUUGACUAAGCAAACAUAGUCUGCUUCCUAAAAUGAUGCUGCUUUGAACUAAGAACUACCACCCACAAGAUGUUCACACUGUUUUUCUAGCCCUCAUUUCAAUACAUAUAUACAUUUUACUUAAAUAAACUUUUUUUAAAAUCCCA
Molecule: messenger RNA, 2525 nt
Organism: Vidua chalybeata
Lineage: Eukaryota; Metazoa; Chordata; Aves; Passeriformes; Viduidae
Product: radial spoke head protein 4 homolog A-like
Exons: 6
Coding region: 453-2147 (564 amino acids)
Biological process (GO): axoneme assembly; cilium movement involved in cell motility; cilium assembly
Cellular component (GO): radial spoke; axoneme
Source: RefSeq, a predicted model, not a curated record